Molecule: messenger RNA, 1545 nt
Organism: Lolium perenne
Lineage: Eukaryota; Viridiplantae; Streptophyta; Magnoliopsida; Poales; Poaceae
Biological process (GO): transposition
Source: RefSeq, a predicted model, not a curated record
GAGUACGUUGCAGCCGAGGAGAGGCUGGAACCACGGGACAAGAAGCCGUAUAAGCGCGGGAUUACGAAACUCCCCAAGCUAAAAACUUGGGCCUUCCGCGAUGUUGUUCUCGUGCCCGCUGGAAAGAGCAUGUUCAAGUAUGGUGACCCGAGGAGGCUCCCGACACGUGAGUACUCGAACAUACUUGGAGGCCUAAUUAGGAAGCAUUUCCCUGGGAUUGUCAAUCUCCCUAGUGGUGGCCGCGAUGUGGCUUGGACUUGGAAGCACUACAGCUACGCGGAAGAUCCUAGCGGCAAGUGCGCCAACAUGCAAGAGCGGGUUGUCCGCCACUUCUGGAAAUACUUCACGAGGGCUGAGGGCAAGGAAAUUGCGUGCGACGUUAUCUUACACGAGUUGUGCAGGGUGAGGGUGACUGGCAUGCACUACGAGGCACGUGUCCAGUGCGUUCGCGACUGGCACGCCGAGCGCAAAGUUUGGAUGAGUAAGGCUGAUUGUCGGGAUACGCUCAUGGCACCGUGGCAGUACCUGCAGAACCCUCCUCAGUACGUCGGGGAAGACAAGGCGUGCUUUCUUGCGAUGGUCAUAUGGUGGACAUCCGCCGAGUACGCCCGGAAGCACGAGGAGGGCAAGCAGAAGCGUUUAGAGAUGGGAGGUGGAUCACAUGUCCUGGGCAGCAAGAACUUGGCCCUUACCUUGCAGCAAGAGGAAGUGAAGACAGGCGUGACACCAAACUUGUUUGGCCUCUUCCAAAAGUCCAAGACCAGGAGGGAGCCGCAUCCUGAAACGGGGUCCGUGUGGGUCAACGGGCUAGCGGAGGCCCAGUGUGGCGCGUACCGCUCGAAGUUCAAGGACAAGCACGGCGAAGACGCCGACCCAACCACCGAAGACUUUGACGUUGAGGUUGCGGUGCUUGCGGGACAAGGCAAGAAGGGUGGCCGCCUAUGGAUUGCUGACGGGUUAGUCGACCCAACGACCAUUCCAUCUCUACGCCAGAUCCGUCGUGGGCGUACGAGCGAGCAGCCUCGGGUAGAGACCCGCCCACGGGCUUCGGACCUAGCUGUGGAGAAGUUACGGGCGGAGAUGGAAGAAAGGGAACGGAGGCACCAAGAGGAGCAGAUGCAGAUGCAGCAGCAGCUUAGGGAGAACAUGCAGAUGCAGCAGCAGAUGUUGCAGCAGAUGCAACAACAGCAGCAGAUGUUCCAGCAGAUGUUCAUGAACCAGACCGUGCUGACUUCACCACCGGGGAGUAGUGGUCCUAGCACGUCGUGUCCUCCUAUGUUCCCACAUUUUAUCCCCACGCCCGAUCCGGCUGUGAUGGCGCUCCUCCAGCAAGGGCCAAGUCAGAGCCCGCUGACACCUGGCUUGACCGUCAACAAUACGGGCAUCAUCCGGAGCCUGCAGCAGUUUCUAGAUCUUAGGCUACAGCUAAUGCUGCGGGACAUGCAUGUCCAGGUGGCGUGGCCGGCCGACUGGCCGCAGCGUGAGUGCUCUAGACUAUCGCUUCAAAUGCAUGCUCUGUAUUUCAGCCUAAGAUCAGAAGGCUAA